Molecule: messenger RNA, 10705 nt
Organism: Haliotis rufescens (red abalone)
Lineage: Eukaryota; Metazoa; Mollusca; Gastropoda; Lepetellida; Haliotidae
Product: ORC ubiquitin ligase 1-like
Exons: 6
Coding region: 188-3130 (980 amino acids)
Biological process (GO): regulation of DNA replication; protein monoubiquitination
Molecular function (GO): metal ion binding; ubiquitin-protein transferase activity
Source: RefSeq, a predicted model, not a curated record
CAAGCAAAACAUAGUCCUGAAGUAAUACUUUAAUAGAUGCAUAUUGGAUGAAAUUAUGCUAUCUUACAUUGACCAUUCCUAGAAUGACAAUUGUACAUGCAAACCAAGAUGCCGUAUUUUGCAGAUUACCACCACAUUACGAAAACGUGUACUAUUUUUCAUGAGCAAGUGUCUUUGUUUACAUUAAAUGGCGGCUACGAUGAAUGCAAGACGGGACAAGCACUCUACAAUUUCAUUCACACUGCCCAUUUCAUGUCAGAUAUGUCUCGGGAAGGUGAAGCAGCCUGUGCUGUGUCCAAACAACCAUGUUUUCUGCUCCACAUGCAUGGAUGUCUGGCUGCAGAGAAUCCAGCAGUGUCCUGCUUGCCGAACACCAGUUAAUUCCAGUAACCCCAUUAAACAUAUCAAAGGUGGUUUGAAUCAAGUAGAGGACACUAAAUUAAAGAUGACCAGUCCAGAUAUGAGAAGAGCCAGAUUUGAACUGCUUUACAAGGAAUAUGAGGAUGAAUUUGAUCAUCUAGAAUCUGAGAUGAAGCUCCUCAAAACAGAGAAUGAAAUCUUGAAAGACCAACUCAAGAAGGGAGGUGAGAGGUCAGGGGUCAGUGAAAAGCCGGAGUUCAUUCAUCCAGGAUCAUCCGAUACCAGGAGUCUACUGACACUCACCAAGAAACUACAAGAUGCUCAGAAACUAUAUGAACAUCUCAAAAACGACAUGGCGAAGGUCAAUGAGGAAAAUAACAAACUCAAGGAUGAAAAGGUCAACCUUAAUCGAGAAAAUGAGAAACUCCGAAUGGAGAUUGCAACCCGAUCUCCUCACAGAUAUGGGAGAUACACUGUUGCAACGUUGGAAGCAAAACUUGAGAGCUAUGAAAAGGAAAUCAGACAACUGAAUAAAGCUUUGGAGAGAAGUGAUAGAUAUGUGGAGGAUCUUGAGUCAGAACUAAAUAAACUAAAGGGCACAAUUCCAGGCAAAGCCAACUCUGUUCCUCCCAAAUCUUCCUUAGGCUCCAGGAAUGUAGAUACUGUCUCCCAAAAUCCAGCCAAAAGACAGUUGUUUGGAAGUUCCAUGGAAGAUUUAAGAAAUCUCCAUGCUGGAGAUUUGAUUUGGGACAGAAACAAACAAAUGCCCACAUCCACUGACUAUCAGAAAGUUACUUCUGACAGAGCGCUUGGAGGAUCUGCAAAGUCAAGACCACGAAAAGAGAUGCAGAAGAAAGAUGACACAGAGGUCACCAUGGACAGCAGUUGCAAUUCAGGAUCACCUAUAAAAGAUAAGAGUCCAAAAAAAGUACACUUUUCUCUCCCAAAAAACUCACAUGACACGUCAUCCUUUGAUUUGGAUCAGCCUAGUCCCCUGACACCCUCAAGUGCAUUAGGGAAAAUGGCCAUUGGGAGUGGUAGAUCCUCACCAAGUGAGAUUGAGUCUCGAUAUUUUCAACAAGCUAGGCAUGGCUCUGAAACCACUGCCAGAAAGAAUUCUGUGGAUGGGAAUGUAUCCCUUGAUAGUUUUGAUGGUUUGGGGAAAAAAGGAAAAUCUAUUCUUAAGACAAAAGAAAGACAUGAUGAUAGCUCAAGUACAAGUGUUCUUAGUGUUCCUGACUUUGAAGUAACACCUACAAAGAGGUUAAAGCACAAGCAUGACCUGGAGUUGAGUGACCUUGAUGACACACAGACAAUUAGAAGUGAGCUUGAUGACCUUAAUAUUUCUCUAACUCCAGAGUUGAGUGACUGCAUGAAAUUGUUGAACCGAGCUGAGAAGAAAACACACAAUACAGAAGGAUAUGUUCAAGACACAGCAGGUACAAGAACAGACAUUGCACUAGACAACUAUUCCAGCCAACAGAGUCAGUUAUUGAGUCCUACCUUGACAACUGCUACUGUCCAUCCGUAUCGCUCAAAUCCGGAUAGUCUGUUUAGCUUACAAGAGCAGGAAUACUACAGUAAAUUCAGACCUAACCCAAACAUGCAGACAGCCCCUCACAAUAGUGGAAGCAGUUACAGCAAGUUAGCAUUCUCUGAUGCAGGUAUUACUAGAGCUAAUCUCUACCCCAAAGUGGUCACUUCUAUACCAGGUUCAUCCUUUCCAACUACAGGACUAUCCAACUCCUACACACUUCCAGCAACUACAUCAGUUUCAAAUUCUUAUGGUGUGUCUGCACUUGUCAAUGCUAGUCAGCUAAAAGGUAUUCACUCAAUGCAAAAUAUGGAUGAAAAGUUGCACAUGCUAGACAUAACAGGAGAUAAAUACAGAGCAUCAGGUUUAUCUGACCAAAAUGGUUUGGCUGCUAAAUCUGAUCCAGCUCCUGAAAGCAGUUAUGACCGGUACUUUUCAUCAGCCACAGUCCCUCCCCAAUCCUUCCACUCAUCAUUGCCCAUUACCACAACUGCAAAGCCUUCUCAUCGAGGCUUAAUCCUCAAAACUGAUCUGCCCCCAAGAUACCCAAUUCAGCGCCGUUCUUCUCUGGAUUAUUGCAGAGAAGUCCAAUUUGAUCCCGUUAAAGGUUCAGAUGCUCAGAACCUUCAUGCCAGUCAAAUAAAUGUACGAAAAUAUUCCUCCCUCACCAACAUUCCAGCAGCUAUACCAUUGUCAUCCUCAGCUCUGUCUAAUUACUCUCAGACAGUUGGCAAUCAUCUUCACAAGUUGAAUAAACUAUUUCCAGUCUCAUCCAGUUCUUCCAAGGGAACUUAUGUUUCCUCUGGUUUGCCCUAUUCCAUGUCUUCUAAUCCUAGCUUCUCCUUGUCAUUGACAGGUAGCACUCAGGCAUCCAGUCAUGUAGCUCACCCUGUGUCAAGGCCUACCCAAGCACUUCCUGCUAACUCCAUGCUCUCUGCUGCUAUUGUCACAAACCCAUCAUUGGUUAGCUACCCUGCUUCAUCCAGCAUUACAUUUGCAUCUACGGCUCUCAGGACAUCCUCAUCCAAACUGUUAGCAGAAGAUGGACUUGAAUAUUUGACAGGUGCAAGUGAUGUAGGCAAGACAGGAAACUAUAGUUAUGUGUCUAAUGCAUCAAAUGAGCUUUCAUCCAGAGGGUCAGACUCCUAUUUGCCAGAGCCCAAAAAGCGCCUUUUUGAGAGUGGAGAUGAUUUAGAUGUGACUUUAAGCCCCAUCAAAUCAACUAGAAUUAACUAGAAUUAAUGGUCACUAUGGCAUGUGUAUUAUCAAAUUUUGAAACAGCAACUUAAAAAUGAAAUAUAUGUAUGCACAUGCUUCUCCUGACACUGACCAUUAAAGCAAUAAUACCUGGAUAAGGAACAACAUGAGUUGAGAUGCUUAAUUCAUAGACACUACUAAUUACUUGUGUUAAAAUAUUUUGCUUGUUUGUGUAACAUAACUUGAAACACUACUGGUCUUGACUGGUUGACCUAUACAUUUGCUCUUGAAUGCUUCUAAUUUGGCAUUGUAAGCUAUUUUUUAGUCACUAAUAUAUAUUAUUUUGAUCAUUGUUGAUUCUGCAAAAAAAAACAAGAUCAUUUCUCAUCCUGACGCAACAUAUUGCAAUUUCCUUCUUGUUGUCAGUCAUAUAACACAGAACCCAAAACAUGCCUCUUUUACAUCAGGAGUGCCCCUUGCCCAUGGUUACCCAUCAGUGAUAUCACUUACUUUUCCUACCCAUUGCACAAAAGGGGACACAUGUGCUUCUAUUUGGGAAUUAUAUCCUUUAACAUGAUACGUUCUUUGACGAUGAAACUUCAGUUACCUUGCUUGGUGUUUACUACAUACAGUGGCAAGUGUUUAAUUUGCAUUAAGCAUUUUUUCAUCUUGUUCCACAUGUUGGUGACAGGACAUUUUCCUGAUGUCUGUCUAUUUAUCUUAUUUUUUUACUCAUUUGUCAACAUCACCAAGGUGCUCUUCAUUGUUCACUUGGUCAGAUGAUUCUUCAGGUUCUCAGUCAGGACACACUGGUAGUGAAAUUUGGUGAGUCCAGACCACCUGUUGAGAAUUCACCUUCAUCAACUUUGAGACACACUCUCCCAAAAAAUUAUGUCUAUGUUCCAGCUGUGGCACUGAAGACAAAUGUGGAUGUUCCUAAUUUACCAUGAUGCCAUACCUGAGCUGCUUAUCCAAGGCCUAUUCGCAGGAAAUGAACUGGAUUGAGCAUGCACUCUCACUCUUAGACAAGGAAAAUCUGAACAUUGAUGAUGCUAUUGUGUGGUCAGCGUUUCUUGCCUCCCUUCUACCUUCUCUGGAUGAUCCAUCAUUGUUACUCUUUUAUGAGAAAUGUGCCACACCAGCCAUGGUUAAGCAUGGGAUGCUUGUGAUUAGACAGGCUACAGAUUUUCUUGACCCUAGGCAAAGUCCUUUUACUUACCUUGACCAGCUCUUGUUUGCUCUUGCCAAAUUAGUACAGUUGAAAGGACCCAUCACUCAUGGAGAACAAGUGUAUGUUGUUAUGUUGGGAGGGCUCUUUGGAAGGCAAUCAGAGACCUACUAAAUAGAUCCGGCUGGACAACAGAAGGACUGAAGGAGAUGUGACAUCCUCUGGUGUAGCAGAUUCACUUGUGAAGGUAUCACAUCUGACCAGGACCGGACACCACCACCAAGUUGCACUCUUGACCCUUCACAACCUGAAGCUUUCCUUCUUUAAAGAAGAUCCAGUGAUGAUGGUACAAUACUGGAUAGAUGACAUGUGUCAAAAGUGUCCUACAUAUAAGUAUUGGAACAUCAUGCAACUGGAAACCGAAGUUCUCUUGGUCAUCCUGGCUCACAGAGGAAAAAAAUUCCUAUUAUAUGUCAAAGUCUUGGAACAAUUGACACCCAUGUUCUUUGCCCUCGGCCACACUCAUUGUGCAUGAUGGACGCCCAUUCACAAGAGACAUGAAAUCCUUACCAGAGAUUUUCUGUUGUAUCAUUGGAUCAGGCUCAUGAACAGGAGAACUAAGCAAGUCAAGGUUCAGGUGGUGCAUUUGGAUUAGGAGAAACCCCAUUCCUUUCAGAUGCAGGAUGGUGUCUGGGCCAGAGCUUGGUAGAUUUAUCCCAGAGUUGAAAGAUCAGUAUUUCCAUGAUGAUCCAAAUCUUCCCAUCACCAUGAGCAAGGGCUUUCCACACUAGAAACAUUUUGAAAGCGGAUUCAGAGCCAUUCAGAUACCAUCAGACAAAAUGGGAAAUCUAAUCUUUGAUGAUUUUGGUCACCUUAUUACUCUUGAUAGCCGAACCUGCAUUCCAGAACCACAGUAAACACACUGGAGGAUGUUGGAAAGAGGUAGUAUAAUAAAUUUCUCAAAAUUGAUAAUUGAAGAUGGGACCCCCCAGUCUAUUCAUAAAACCCUGAAGAGAAAUUCUCUGCCACUGUUCAGCUUUCCAUACAGCAAGCCAUCUUCUAAACACGGACAAAGAUUGAAAGUUCUUCAAAAUAAUGAAGCAUUUUGGGUCAGCUUAAAAUGGCAAUACAGAACGGUGAGAUUGACUUUCUCUUUGCUCAUGAGAUCCAGGCAUUCCCACCUUCUCUCUCUGAUUUUGGCAAACUUUAAUUACCCAGUGCAAAGUCUGACCUUUGGUGCUUUGCACAGUCAAGAGUUCCCUGUCAACUGUUCAGUGGGAGAUGGUAUCAAGAGAUGUUUUUCGGGAACAGACACAGAGAUAUCUCUGUGGAGGAUGUACCAGGUUCAACCACUCAGAUUGGCACCGUAUUUGACUGUUCCGCAGAAUGUGUAGCAGAAGUACUCAAUCUCGGAGUGUCUGUCUUUGGGCAUGUAGGGAUGUCUCAACAAAACUGUUGAUGGAUUAUCAGUCUCUUGAUGUACUAUACGACUAUGAAACUGCCGCUACAACACUAAUCAAAGCUUUUGCAUACAAGCAUUCAGAUUGUUAUUACACACCACUGCUCAGUGUUUGCCAGAUAUUUCCCUUGUGUCACAAUAAAUAUCAUAAGAGAUUGUUGGGCUGUGUUUGGUACAUCUUGUAGUUCCAACAUUCGGGGCAGUGAAGGACCAAGGGCAACAGGUGCCCCUGAUGUAGAUGAAGAAAUGUUUUUGUUUCUCGUAUAACAUUAUCGAAGUGAAGAAGGAAAUUGCAACAUGCUGUGUCAGGAUAACUAAGUUAUAUCAUGAUUAUCCAUAUUCAUGUAAUAUCAAGUGAAUAAUUACUUUGAAAGCAUAAGCAAGAAUCCACUUUUUCAAACUUUCUGAUGAUCACAUUAAUUCAGCAUAUUUAACACAUGCAGGACCAUGCACAAUCUGUAAUUGGCACACUCCAGGUACGUUAUUGUGUAUUGUAUGUGUUAGUAUAUACAUCGUCAUGUUUGAACUUGUGUAGACAGUGUUCUUUUUAUCACACAGUUCACAGUUUCAAAUAUAAGGAACAUUUCAUGCAUAAAGAAAUAUCCUUGGACCCAUUACUACUCAGCUCUUUCACCCUGUUUUUACAGAAAGUAGAAUGAAUCUCUCCCGUUCACACCAGGAUACUGAGCAUGGAUAUCUUUUCCAACCUGCAUCAUACUGCUACUUGUUGUGGCUGGACACUAGCGGACUUUCUUUUGUAUGGAUAACAAAAAUAACUUUUCAUUCAAUGCAGCGGGGGCCCAGUUGCCUAAGGCGUUGUGAUUCGCUGUGCAGAGUUGUGUCCCUUGGCCAUGCCAGAAACCUAUGAUUGUGGGUUCGAAUCCCGGAUCGCCCCGAUUAGGUUUCUAGGUUUGUCAGCACCAUACCCGUGGAUUUCACCGAAUUGGUAAACGUCUAAGACUUGCAUUACUUCGGGCUUUCCUCCAACAUAAAACUCACUCACUCACCCAUGCAGUGUGAUGCACUGCUAAUUGUCUGAUUUACCAUUACAAAGCAGGACAAAUAGUGUUAUGUUUUCAAUUACUUACAUGGCAAGUCAGAUGAUAUCUUAUUGGUGAUAGGUGAUGACCAGUAGAGGUAUAACAAUUGAAGGGUCCCCUUACGAUACAUAUCCAGAUACUAUGGGUGCGAUACAAUUAGUAUCCCGAUACAGUACUUUUAUUUCAGAAAUUGAUAUUCUUUCUUCAGAUAAGGUGAAUCCAAACCCUGAAUCAUUUGUUUUUAAAUUUCAGAGAUCAGAGAUGGGACAUUGUGGGCCUCUUACUGGGAUACAAUACUGUAUCGCAGCAUUGUUACACCACUAAUAACCAUGUUGUCUUUUUGAGUGCCUGCGACAACAAAAUUGCAUAUGUCAACUAUAUGCAAGGAAUUUAAUGUGGAGAAUUGUGAUGUAUCUACCUUAGGACCUGUGUACCAUUUUCUUUGUCUAUCAUAUUAACUUUUUUUUCUCUUGUCAAUCUGUACCAAAAGCUUUACUGUCUGCUUUGCCCACACAUAGGCAUAGGUUUCAGAAGAUGUUUUCUUGUUGAUAUAUGAACUAUUGUCAGAUAAGCUUACUUGUCAAGAUUGUCAGGUAGGAAUUUUACUCUUCACAGCUUUGGACUAGUAAAUAAAAUGACUCGCUAUAGAAUCAACUUGAAAGAAACUGUGCCCGAGACCAUUGAAGUAACAUCUUCAAAUAUCAUGAUCAUAGUGAAAGUUUCUCACAGCAUCAUAACAUUUUAGUUUACUCUAUUAUUUAUUUUUAUAAAUGUAGAAAAUGAUAGUCCUUCAUCAUUUGUGGAAUAUGUCUCGUGUUCCUGAAUACAUUUCUUGGUAUCAAUGUGAUUAGAUGAGAAUUGUAAUACCUGAUUCAACUGUAAUAAUUAAUUUAUUAGCUCACCUUUUUAGUCACAUGAGCUUAUGUCAUGGCCUGGUUGUUUUGUGACUCAUCAACAAGGGUGUUGGUAUCGACAUCUUGAACAGCAGAUCAGAAACCAGUAGACAUUGAAGAUGAAACUUCAUGUGCUUUUUCCAACAAAUGAUUACACCUGAAUUUAUUAAAGAGGUUUGAAUCUGAUUUUCAACAAGGUAGCUAAAAUGAGAGAGAGAAAAAUAUUUAUGAGGUUACCCUCCACCCUAUUGGUAUGCUGGAUGAUAAUGGUAAUCUGCGUGCCGAAGUCGAGUACGUUGAAUGCCAUCUCUCUCUCGCAAAUAGUGGUUAAUUAAUAAAAUAUUUUACCCUAAGCUUAUGAGCCCACAUGGUCAUGCAUUUCAUGCAUAUGACACAUGAGUUCUCAAAUUGGAUGCCAAGAAAAAUUAGAUGGCAUUCUAGAUACCUAAGGAUUGGGGGUUUGGCAUCCUCAUUUAUGGCCACUGCUCAUCCAUUUCUGCUCAAGAUGUAUUGUUUGAAGUAUAUUUGACAGUUUAAUAUUUGUGUUUUUCCACAGUGCUACAAAUGUAUAUUUUUGAACUUAUCCUAUCUCACUCUCACACUGCAUACCCAUUCUUCUUUCAAUCAUAAGUGGAAACAUGCAUAAACAAAGGUUUCCAGCUUCUGAACAAACAAUCCACCCAAACACCCCUAGCAUCACCAUGGUCACCUCCCAACAAUCUAGGUCAUGCACUCUUUUCAUGCCGGCCGACCUACAUGCGAUGAACAACUCAUUCUCUUUCUAAUCACCUCAGUGUGGCGACGUGCUCUCACAAGAGAAUCUUUUGGGCUUUCUCUUUUGACCAACUUUCCCUUUUUCGAAGACUUCAAGAUUCUUCUUUGGUCGAAAUUUCAACAAAUAGGUCACGCAUCGACCUGCGUGCCUGACUUGUAGACAGGUUUUUUCUCCUUCUGACCCACAUGAUGUCUGCUUGGAUUGCCGCGGUCGCUGUGUUGACGUUCAGCAUUUAUCUUCAUAAGUACCGGCGUAGAGAACAAGACUGGUGCUCUAAACCUGCUGAAAAAUCGACAAAAACUAAGAGAGAAAUAAGCGAAACUACCUACCUCUUUGACGAUCAGGGAAUUGUCUAUCUAUUCACUUCCUAUCUUGUCUGUCGAUGAUGAUGGAGUAUCUGACAGCUUUUUCACGGAAGGUUCCUGUCUUAACUGCUCAGCCUCAUACGGAGAAUCUACUUUCAAAGCUGUGAUGUCAGCAGGCCUCCCUCAAUUUGGUCCUCCUACGGAUACAGUAAUUUCCGUUCAGGCUUCUGUUCAACCUACCCCAAAACUCUCACCCCCUUCACCUGUGGACCCACAGAGGAGGAUUUAAUUGAUCGUCAUGCCUCCCCUGCUUCUUCAUUAGGCAGUUGUGACACUGUGGAUCCAGUUACAGUUUUGAUUUGGAUUGCAGAUAAACUCCAGCUUCCCAAGAGGACUUCGACCGAAGAUACCUUGUCAUAUUUUGUUGUCCCCUCUACAACUUUGGCAAACAUUACACUCACUCCCAGACCGGUUGUAGCAGAUUUGGCUACAGAUAUGGAUAAAGUCUUCGGGCCCUUUGUCAGUCCCCUUGCUUUGUGUUGGCUGAUGCAGGCACUCAUGGUCUCUCAACUUCUACUCCUGAAUUGGACAGUGACUUAGCGACUUUGGCCCCAAAAGUUCAUUGUCCUGCACUACUGUGGACGAUAGAGAUUUAAUGUAUCUAGGCACUGCUCUAGUCUCAACUAUUCUUACGGCGACUGAGCUCUUACCUUUGGAUCACACAUCUUCUCCCGAGGAAGCUUGCAUUCCAGGUGCUGUUGGUUUUAUCCAGGACAAGGUUAACGACCUGCUUUAACUCCCAUGCAGUCAGAUCUUCGGGAGUGUAUCGGUAGAAGAUUCAGUUCCUUUCGCGGUUGUGAACAUGGUCGCCAAGGACAACGUGGUGGCAAAUCUGACAGAUGUACUGUGUCUUUUUCCAGACCUGAAUGUAGCGGCAAAUCUCCCAGAAUUGGAGAUACGACUGCCAAGUGACUGUCUUUGGACUCUUCCGCCCACAGCCUUUCCUGUGGUCACAUCGCCCGUAGAUUGUGUCUAUUCACAAAGAAUUGGGCCAUCCUUGGCGUUCUGUUUGUACUAGUCCUUCUAAAGACUGGUUAUCAUCUUAUCUUCAUUGUGACUCCUCCUAUGUCUUACAAGCCUCUUCAGCGCCUGUAUCCAGACAAGCAGCUUCCGGUUCUCAGGGAUGCUAAAGGGGAUGCUACUUGCAAAGAACACUAAGGAGUGCCUGGGCACAUCUCCAACAACACCGUGUUUCAACUCACCGAUCUUCAUGGACACAAAGAAAGACAGACUCCAACUCACGUCUCAUUUUCCACUUGAAAAUACCUAUAGAUACCUCCACACUUCCGGAUGACUUCCCAUCCCAUUACAACAUACAAUUCUUUGUCCUGACGAGUACAUAAUCAGUCUAGAUCAACAGGUUGCAUAUUUACACGUCCCCGUAAUCUGGAUCACUGCAGAUUCCUCCAGUUCAUUUUACCUUGUCUGCCACUACGAAUGGCAGGUGCUCCCAUUUGGAAUUUCUUCAGGCCCGUGGAUAUUUACCCGUCUCACCAAGCCCAUCGUCAAAUUCCUACAAGUUCGAGCCAUCGUCUUCGAAUCAUAAUCAACAACUGCAUUCAGACCAAUGAAGAUCAAGGCACUCUUCUCCUUCAUCUCAACUUCACAUCAUGUCUUCUUCAUCAGCUUGGUCAAAAAAUCCCACUCAACUUCUUCAGUUUCUUUGGGCCAUGUUCGACACGUGCCUAGGCAAAAUGUUCGUUCUUCAGGACCAAGAUUCAACACCUUGUUUAUUAAAGUAGACACAAUUUAUUGAUAACAACUCCUUUAACUCUUUCAUCCCUGGCUGCCCCAGAGUUAUGUCCCUUGAAACCCUGCAGUCCCUGACACUGACAAGGCCUGCACACUGGCCUCCCUGGCAGUAUUAUUGGAAAAUCAAACUAUCAUUUUUGAUGCACUUUUUUUACCAGAAAC